AUCUGUAUUUCCCGGGCACCAGCAAUACUGCCACCGUCUCCCAAUGUAAAAUCCCUCGGGGUGAGCUGAUGGAGGUCAUCCAAACCGUAAAAGGUAAAUAUCUUCGUCUGCCUCGGACUGGUGAUUUGUUCAUAGUCAAAUCGAAUACUCCUGCCUCUAAUCCCAAUGAAAGCCCUUCUGUUUCCACUACUGAAGCCUCCUCGUCUUCAAUGACUAUUGUUGCAGAUGCCUCGGCUGCCGAAACAGUUUCCGUAAUGUCGACCGGCACCCGUCCUACUGUCGCUAUGCCUAACUCUCUUGAGCAAAGUAUUGACUCUUUAAAUAAUGAGGUUCCAAAUGCACAAUCAUUGCAGGACGAGCAACAAACACAACAACAGACACUUCUGCAACAUAAUUUGCCCAAUCAACUUGAGCACCAGCGGCAGCAAUUGCUAAACCAUCAGAAUCAGCAGCAACAGGUGCAGCAACAACAACAGUUACAGCAGCAUCAACAGCAAUUCCUUCAACAACAAACCGCAAUCUCUUCUCAGUCUACAACUCGACAACCGAUUGCUCAAGGGCAAUCUCAAGAUUCACUGACCACAGAAGAUUUUAUCAGUCAGCAUCAACAUAGCGCUCCUCAAACCCAGUCGCUUCAUUCACAGCCGCAGCAACAACAACAACUGGAACAACAAUCAGAAAAACAACAUCCUCAACAGAUUUCCCAAAAUAGCACUAUACAGUCACAUAGCUCUCUGCAGACUUCCCAUUCAAGCGCUUCCCGAAGAAAAACAGGGGCUAGCGGAAUCGCCAGAUCUCGAAGGACCAAAACAACUCCUGCCACAGGUGUGAACGCCCUUAACUCUCCGGAAACGAGCGCAGGCACUGCUGGCCCUGACGAUUCAGCUGUUGUGCGUCAUCCACGGACUACAGAAGAGCAACUAGUCGGUGUGGCUGCAGCUGCUGCGGCUGCUAUGACUGCAACUCAU
This is a messenger RNA of Protopolystoma xenopodis, 968 nucleotides long. The record is from the annotation of a GenBank genome assembly. Lineage: Eukaryota; Metazoa; Platyhelminthes; Monogenea; Polystomatidea; Polystomatidae.